AAAAGUAGGUCUUCCCUUGCAAGCUAUCUGUCAUCCCUUUGCGUCUCUCAAAAGUACCAAGGAUACGCGUCGCUCACUCGGUAUCGUCGCGCACGCCAGAGUCCGGCCCUCGUACCGGUAUGGGCUAGCCAGCGGCCCCUCUGGAUACGCCCGCCGACGACGCUCCGUCUGGCAAACAGGCGGGCGCUUCCCGUCGGCAUCUCCGAGCUGAGGUCGGCCAAGGUCGCGUGACUCUCUAGCGUUAGCCGCUAUUCCGAACCUGGGAAACUUGUCAGCUCGUCCGUUACCUUCUUUGGUGCCGGUCGGCCAGCCGCGCACUGAUAAGCCCGUCGCUCGGCAGCCGUCUUUAGAACUUUAUCUCCCCACUUAGGAGAGCUCAUCACGCCCCCCACCGACCCACCCCGGCGCAAACGCAGAGGUUCUCACCGGCACUCCUCCUUUGGUCUGCUCCGGCCUGGCCUAAACGAUAAUAAAUCGUUUGGAUUGGAGUUUGAGCUUCUGGAAGUGACAAAUGUGGGCGGGAGUUCUCCGCCUGGUGACAUCACCGGCGUGUCUGGCCAGCGGCCCGCGUCAGUCCCCGUCGACGUCUUGCCCCCUUCGCAUCUUCUCUUCGUUCUUAGUGAGGCCGCUUUUGCUCCUGGGAAGAAAUUCUGAAGGUGAGCAGAGGGGCCUACCAUGUGCGGCGGAUCCGGAGCCUCGCUCGUUUUGCUGGCCCUGCUCUCGGCCCACGUCGGGCCGGCGGGGAGUUCAGCCGCCCGCAACCGCAGCAAAUGCGGCGGCGGCACCGAUUGCAAGGACGGCGUCAUCUUGUCGCCGUGGCGACCGGAAGACCCCGGCCCGGCGGAGCGCGUGGCCAGGGCCGCCGUUUAUUUCAUGGCCUUAGCGUACAUGUUCCUUGGCGUGUCCGUCAUUGCCGACCGCUUCAUGGCGUCCAUCGAGGUCAUCACGUCCCAAGAGCGACAGGUUGUGGUCAAAAAAGCCAACGGGGAAAGGUUGACGGCCACGGUGCGCGUGUGGAACGAGACGGUGUCCAACCUGACCCUCAUGGCGCUGGGCUCGUCGGCUCCGGAAAUCCUGCUCUCGGUGGUGGAGAUCUGCGGUCACAACUUUGACGCCGGCGAACUGGGGCCCAACACCAUCGUGGGAAGCGCCGCCUUCAACAUGUUUGUCAUCAUCGGCCUGUGCGUCUAUGUCAUCCCCGACGGACAGACGCGGCGGGUCAAGCACCUGCGGGUCUUUUUCGUCACGGCCGCCUGGAGCGUCUUCGCCUACACGUGGCUCUACCUCAUCCUGGCCUACUUCUCUCCAGGCGUGGUGGAGAUUUGGGAGGGGCUCCUCACGCUGCUCUUCUUUCCCCUUUGCGUCAGCUUUGCCUACGUGGCCGACCGCCGCCUCCUCUUCUACAAGUACGUGUACAAGCGCUACCGAGCCGGGCGGCGCCGGGGGGUGAUCGUCGAGACCGAGGGGGAGCCCGACAAAGUCCAAACGGCGCAUUUGGCAGCCAGACGUCUGGCCCAGGAGACUGAGCGGGAGCUGUCCACGCAGCGGGAGAAGGUGACGGACGGGCACGGCGGCAGCGAGGCGUCAGACGGGCACGGCUCCUCGGCCCGCAACGUCACCGUCUCUGACGAUGACCGUGCGGGGGUCUUCGCCUUUGAGGAGCCCACGGUGACGGUGAGCGAGAGCGUCGGCGCCAUGGAGGUCAUGGUGGUCCGGACCUCCGGGGCUCGCGGGGCGGUGGCCGUGCCGUACAGAACCGUCGAGGGCACAGCUAAAGGGGGCGGCCGAGACUUUGAGGACACUCACGGCGUGCUGGAGUUUGACGACGAGCAGAUCUGUCAAACGCUUCGCAUCAACAUCAUCGAUGACGAAGAGUACGAGAAGAACAAAACGUUUUGGGUGGAGAUGGGCGAGCCGCGUCUGCUGGAGAUGAGCGGCGGCAGCAAAGGUGGAUUCCUGCUCACAGGAAAAGACCCGGGCUACAGAAAGCUCCAAGAACAACAGAACCCCUCUUCCGUUAUCACCAUCUCAGAUGAAUCCGAGGACUUGGGGACAAAAGAGGAAGAGGAGCGACGUAACGCACGGGCGUGUCGGCCCACGUUAGGCGAACACGCCAAAUUGGAAGUCGUCAUUGAGGAAUCGUACGAGUUUAAGAGCGCGGUGGACAAGGUCCUGAAGAAGACCAGACUGGCCGUGCUAGUGCGAACGACGCCGUGGAGAGAGCAAUUUGUGGAGGCCAUCACAAUCGGCGGAGGCGAGGACAGCGAGGAGCCGCCCUCUGCCCUGGACUACAUGACGCAUUUCCUGAGCGUCUUCUGGAAGCUGCUGUUUGCGCUGGUCCCGCCCCCCGACUACUGGAACGGCCGGGCGUGCUUUGUGGUCUCCAUCGCCGUCAUCGGUAUCCUGACGGCCUUCAUCGGGGACCUGGCGUCGCACUUUGGCUGCACGGUGGGUCUGAAGGACUCGGUCACGGCCGUGGUCUUUGUAGCCCUGGGCACGUCGGUGCCAGAUACCUUCGCCAGCAAGGUGGCGGCCACCCAAGACCAGUACGCCGACGCCUCCAUCGGCAACGUGACGGGGAGCAACGCCGUCAAUGUGUUCCUGGGCAUCGGCGUGGCCUGGUCCAUCGCCGCCAUCUACCACCGCACCCAAAACCAGGUGUUCAGGGUGGACCCGGGAACCCUGGCCUUCUCCGUCACCCUUUUCACCAUCUUUGCCUUCGUCUGCAUCGCCGUCCUCAUUUAUCGGCGCCGACCCGAGAUCGGCGGAGAACUGGGCGGACCGCCGCUCGCUAAGACGGCCACCGCUGGCCUCUUUUUUAGCCUGUGGUUGAUGUACAUUGUCUUGUCGUCGCUCGAGGCCUACUGCCACAUCCCGGGCUUCUAACCACGACGCUCCGGGGAAACGCGCAAGGAUGGUGUCGGUCGUGUGGAAUUUCAUUUUUCAUUUUCAUUUCAUUUUUUUCCCACUCGACUCCAUGAUGAAACGCUAGUCCUCGUUCAAAUGUCAUUGCAACUGACUGGAGAUGUUUUGGAUUUGUCCCCAACCUGGCCGGCGCCCGUCACGAGACGAUUUGCUUUGCAGUAAAAUAAAACAAAGCGU
Syngnathus acus (greater pipefish) is the source of this 3102-nucleotide messenger RNA. Its product is annotated as sodium/calcium exchanger 1-like. Lineage: Eukaryota; Metazoa; Chordata; Actinopteri; Syngnathiformes; Syngnathidae. Gene Ontology annotation, biological process: cell communication; calcium ion import across plasma membrane; sodium ion transmembrane transport. Gene Ontology annotation, cellular component: sarcolemma; axon; postsynapse. The transcript is spliced from 9 exons. Gene Ontology annotation, molecular function: calcium:sodium antiporter activity. Bases 676 to 2886 code for a protein of 736 amino acids. The record is from RefSeq and is a predicted model, not a curated record.